AUAUAUAAUUUCCCUAUUAAUAAUUUUCUAUGGAUACUGAAGAAAUAUUUUAUUUUUUAACAGUUUUAACAGUUUUUAUAAUUUUAUUUCAAUUAAUUGAAAUUUGACAUUUUAAUGGAAGAAAAUUUACAAAAUAAUUUCAAAUUUUACAAAAUAUUUCAAAUAUCUACUCUUUCUUCUGAUGCUUUUUUAGUUAUUUUUGUUAGUCUUUCACUUUCAACUUUAAGAUUAUUUUCUGAAUUUUUAUUAGUUAAAAGUCGUUUGCCACAAUUGCUCAUUAGUCGAAAGAAGCCAAAUCCAAGAGCGAUUAUCAAAAUGCUUGGAACAACCUUUAAAUUGAAUUAUUUAUUUUUGAUAAGAUUUUGGAUUAUUUAA
This is a messenger RNA of Meloidogyne enterolobii, 375 nucleotides long. NCBI's taxonomy places the organism in Eukaryota, Metazoa, Nematoda, Chromadorea, Rhabditida, Meloidogynidae. The record is from the annotation of a GenBank genome assembly.